UAAGCAUCAAAAUGAAAUUGUAAGAGGGGUUGCAUGAAGGAAUUGAUCUCAUUAAAGACCAGAUCCUCUCCUUGGUCAUGACCAAAGUUACCAAAUUAUUGAGUAUCAAAAUAAGUUUUUAUAUCCUCAGGGAAGCUACUGUUUUGUGGUGGAUCCGGGUCGGAUAAUUCGACCCGUGCAGGCGCGCCGCUAAGGUCAUUUUCAUCAUUUCGUUGAACUUGGUAGAUUGGAGCAGUAGUCGAUGUGGCAGAAGAUGAGACAUCGUGAAUAGGGCGUGUUUGUAGUAAGAAUAAACAAGAGUCGCAGAGGAUGAGGUUGUUGUCGUGGUCAAUCCAUUUGGAGUAGGGAUCUUGUUAGUUUCAACACUAGGGUUUGAUUGAUUCUUAUUAUUAUUGUUGUUAGGUUUUAGCAAAUAUUUUGAUUUCAAACUGUAUUAGUUUCUCCUUUAAAGAAGCUGACCCGGAAUUGGGGUUGAGUUGUAUGGUCUUUUCCCUGCACAAAUCGGGGAAAUGGCUCGAAGGUUUUCUCGUCUUUGUACGGUUGCCUUCAUGUCCAGAUCAAUUACUGGAGCCAUGUUACAACCACCAAUCUUACCCAGCACAUUCCAGUCUCAUCCACACACUGUACCCCAUGGCUAUUUUUAUCCUAUGCUCCAAUUGCAAGCUUUGAGAUCAUAUGCACAUAACAGACGUUCCGACUAUGAUCUAUUUGGCGGUGGUAUACCUAAACCAGAUGAGUUUAAGAAAGCGUGGGCAAAACAAAUGGAUGACGAAGAGAGCCGUCUUUGGACAGCAAGUGAAGAUGAAAGCGACUCCGAUAAAGGUGAUAGUCAUCGCCGUCUCAGAAAAGAGAUUAGGAAAGCCAAACAGCGAGCAAAAGAGCAAGAUGGUCCUAUUGAUGCAGAUGAUAGUGACGAACUGAGAAGUCUGUGGUCUGAAAGUGAUGAUGAGAAGACAUUAUGGACUGGUAGUGAAGGAGAUGAUGACGAUGAUAUUCCGACUGACCCAUACCCAAACAAAAAGAGUGAUAGUUACAUUGAUAAACUGUUUGAGUUUGAGGAAAAACCUAAAUAUAGAACACUCUCUGAAGCCUUGAAAUCUGAGCAGGAACCUGAAGAGUUAUCUCCGGGAAAGCAAGCUAGAAAAAUUGCAGUGGAAAAUGCCCUUAAGAAAUUGAAAAAGGGUCCUGAUGGGCGUUUCAUUAAUGUUUGGGAGGUUAUGAGCGAUUUGGACAUUCUGAUUGGUGCUUUUGAGAACAUCAUUUCCGGACCAGAAUAUGCUGAAUUGAGACAGGGAGGACCUAAGAAAUUGAAUAUGCAGUUUUUCAAAGACAUACAAGCUCGUAUGAGAGAUCCAAACUUUGAGUUCUCUCCUGAAAUAAAACUGAAACCAAAGAGCAAAUUGGUACGUAGAAAGAAAUGGCAGAAAACAGAAUCUAGGCGUAGGAAAGCACGGAAACGAUAGCUUCAUGAUGCCGCCUUUCUUUUUUGCAUCUAAACACUGUACCAGUAGAUUUGUUUCUUAGUGGCUGAUUCCAAGUUUCUUCGACUAUUGGAUCCGAGAUAAUUCAUGUCCAGAAGAUGUGUCAACUGUUGAUGGACUUGCUUACUGCUUUCUGUAAAUUAUUUAUGAUUGCUUUAGGUAGACCAUUUACUUUCGAUUACUAA
Solanum dulcamara is the source of this 1666-nucleotide messenger RNA. RefSeq lists its product as uncharacterized. The transcript has 2 exons. Lineage: Eukaryota; Viridiplantae; Streptophyta; Magnoliopsida; Solanales; Solanaceae. The record is from RefSeq and is a predicted model, not a curated record. Bases 510 to 1463 code for a protein of 317 amino acids.